Messenger RNA from Cannabis sativa, 1302 nucleotides. RefSeq lists its product as uncharacterized. NCBI's taxonomy places the organism in Eukaryota, Viridiplantae, Streptophyta, Magnoliopsida, Rosales, Cannabaceae. The record is from RefSeq and is a predicted model, not a curated record. The coding region runs from base 1 to 1302 and encodes 433 amino acids. The transcript has 6 exons.
AUGCAGCUUGUAUAUAGGCUUGCGCUGUUGCUCGAGCAUCUUCAAGGCUUGCAGAAGCAUGCUUUGGUCAAUUCCCCCUGUCGCAGGGACUGGAGUCGCUGCGACUGUGGGGCUCGCAACUACUGCGGCAAGGAGUUUAAAAAUGUCGCCUGGAAGGAAUGGGAAGAGCGCCUUACCGCAUUAGAAGGAACCAUUCGUAGGCAAAAUGAAGAACUUCGUCAGCUGAGACAUCAACCAGAGCUGCCAAUUCAAAUAAGGCCGCCAGAGCCAGACCCACCAGCUGCGGUGAGAUUUCGAAAACAACACCCACCUGAGUUUGAGGGAGGCAUAGACCGAGUGGUGGCUGAAGAGUGGAUGAGUCGCAUAGAAAGGAUUUUACAGAUGUUAAGGGUCGAUGGGAAUGACCGAGUGAAGUGUGCAUCAUACAUCCUGAGGAAAGAUGCUCGUAUCUUGUGGGAGGUGGUGGAGCAAACAAAGAAUGUAGAUACCAUGAAUUGGGAUGAUUUCAAAAGGGUCUUUAAUGAGAAAUAUUAUAACUCAACAGUUCUAGCAGCAAAGGUCAAUGAAUUUACUGGAUUAGCCCAAGGGAGCCUUACUGUUACAGAGUAUGCACGAAAAUUUGAUAGAUUGGCAAAAUUCGCUCCAGAUUUGGUACCUACUGAUAGAGUGCUUUAUGCUCAAGUUGUCGAAAUGGCUCUUACGGCUGAGCGGAGUGAAAACAAAAUUUGGAAGGAAAAUGCUGACAGGAGAGAAUCUAAGAAAGGUGGAGCCAAUUCUAAUGACCACAAGAAAAGGGGACAAGAUCAUUCUGGGCAGUCAAGUCAUGACAUAAGGGCACAAAACCCAACAAACAACUACGUUCCAGCCAGAAUUUUUGGCAUCACUCAAGUAGAAGUUGAGGCCAGUCCUUCGGUUGUAUCGGGUCAGAUUCCAAUGGCCAACACCACUUGUAAAGUUUUGUUUGAAUCUGGUGCAACUCAUUCUUUUUUUGCUAGCACAUUUGUUAAUCAUAUAAAUGCACCAAGUGAAUUAUUUCCUGUGGGGUUUUGGACCAUGUUACCAUCUGGGGAGGUUGUAAUCUCUAGAAACUGGCUUAGGGGUAUACCUGUUACGAUAGAUGGUAGGGAAUUAUUUAUAGACCUGAUUGUAUUAGAUUUAUUUGAUUUUGAUGUAAUCUUGGGCAUGGAUUUUCAUACCAAAUAUGGAGCAUCAAUUGACUGCAAGCAAAAGAAAGUGGUUUUCACACCAGAAGAUGGAGAGAAAUUCGAGUUCAGGGCCGCACCCCUAUUAUUUCAGAAAUAA